UUCAGUGGUCUUCUCCCCAGAACCCUAGGCCCUUGUUGGCCUAAUCUCUCUCUCUCUCUCCCUUACGAAGAUGGGAUUCACCAAGGACCAACUCCUUGAUCGCCUCAAGGAACUCCAGAUCAAUUUUGUGUGCUAUGACCAUCCUGUGGUGUUGACAGUUGAGGCUCAGGCAAAAUAUGUGGGACAUUUGGGUGGGCUAUUGAGCAAAAACUUGUUACUGAAGGACAAAAAGCACAGAUAUUAUGUUGUAUCUGCUUUAGCAAAUACCAAUGUUGAUUUGAAAGUUUUAUCCCAAAGGCUUGGUUUGGGGAAAGGAGGUUUGCGGAUGGCUCCUGAAGAGUCAUUGCAAGAGAUACUUCAGGUACCAUUGGGCUGUGUUACUCCAUUCGCACUGAUCAAUGAAUCUGCAGGAACUGUUUCGUUUCUGUUGGAUCAAGGAUUCAAAUCUCAAGAGUGCUGUUUUUUCCACCCCCUUUCAAAUGACGCAACCAUAUCUCUUGGUUCAAGUGGACUAGAAAAGUUUUUGACCUCACUUGGAAGAAAACCAGCAUAUGUUGACUUGGAGGCUACUCCGUUGGUUGGAAAGGACAACCCUCCUGAUCUUGCUGAUUUUGUUCCAUCUGGAGUUCCGGCCUUAUCAGAUUCAGCUGAGAAGGCACCUCCUAUUCAACCCCCUGUUGUGACUCAAGCACCAGAGAAUGUGAAAAGCACUUCUGCAGGAAAGGCUUCCAUCAAAGCCAAAGUUCAAUCUGGAACCACUGAGAAGCCCAAAAGCACUGUAAAUCCUCUAAUUGAAGCAACUGAUGUGGAAAAAGUCAUCGAGGAAAUUUUUGCUAAGUUUGCAUCGGCAGUUCAGUCAGAGAACAAACAAGAAGAAAUUGAAACUUCAUUGUUUGACGGGGUUAGGAAACGCAUCACUACCGAUUUGCAGAUGCAAAUGAUGAGUUUCAAGAAUGCAGCAUAUUCUCAAGGUUUCCAGGCUGGUGUUGAGGCUGUGCGCAUUGCCAUGAAGAACAUGUCAUUCCGCAGUUAAAAUCCAAUAGAAACAUUUUGUCAUACUUUAUUUUUGCAACUUAACAUCUUUUAUCUCCCAACCCAUUUUCAGGUUGUUUUACCAUCGCCAAAAUGUAAUUCUAUUUACUUCGACUUCA
This is a messenger RNA of Dioscorea cayenensis subsp. rotundata (Guinea yam), 1151 nucleotides long. Its product is annotated as prolyl-tRNA synthetase associated domain-containing protein 1. NCBI's taxonomy places the organism in Eukaryota, Viridiplantae, Streptophyta, Magnoliopsida, Dioscoreales, Dioscoreaceae. The record is from RefSeq and is a predicted model, not a curated record. Gene Ontology annotation, molecular function: aminoacyl-tRNA deacylase activity. The transcript has 12 exons. The coding region runs from base 71 to 1033 and encodes 320 amino acids.